CAAUGAAUCACAGGCUUUAGGCCCAGUACUACUUCGCCGUAACUCACUGAUUGGGCCAACAUUAACGCUGCCGGAAACCCCUGAAAAAUUUCUCAGUAAUCAGCGACGAUGGGUGGAGAUCGGAGCAGAAGCACGAGUAGCAGUAGCAGCAGCAGUGAAGAGGAUGGAGAUGCUGAUUGGAGAGCCGCCAUAGAUUCUGUUGCUGCUACAACUACAUUUGGCAAAACUACCGGCAAAGUUCUUUCAUCAGCCACUGCUACUAACGGUGAAUCUGUCGCCCAUCCAUUCCAAGAAGAUGAAAUUGAUACUAUCCAACCCAGGAAGCUCAAACAUUAUCAAAUAAAGGCCCUGAAGACUUUGGAAGACAUUUUAGACAAGACGAUAGAAAUAGUGGGAGACAUUGAUCAUGCUUCACAGGAAGAUACACCCUCAAUGAAUGGAGCUGGAAUCCGAUUGUUCAGGCGUGCUCCGCCAGGGAUUGUAUUUGAUCACACAGAUGAACUCCAAGAACCCAGAAAGAAACCAAGAAUUCGUCCUGGGAAGGAGUUUGAGGAGAACUCAAAAGAGUUCAAAAACCAAAUCAAGUCCAUUGCUGUUGAUGGGAUGGAUAUUUUAGCUGCAUCUAAAAAUGCUUGCCAGAAAUCAUUGGCCAGACUAGAAGCAAGAGAAGCAGCAGCUAAAGCAGCUUCUAAAAGAGAGGAAGAAAGAGUUGCAGCAUUAAAAAAAAUUAGGGGGGAGAGAUGGCUCCCUUCUAUGGCCAGAGAUAUGCAGUCAAGGCUUCAACGACGUUGACACCUGUAGAUGGACUAUGCUUCCAUUAUUCAGCACUCAUCUUUCAUUUCUCUUACUCUUUAAAGUUUCUAUUGUUCAUCUCAGCCUGUGUUUUAUGUUAGGCUACCUGAGCCGGUGUCUUUGUCAGGUCCAGAAAAAGGCAUAGCCACUGUUUCUGUGUUGCCAAAAAAAAAAAAAAAGCUCUUUCUGAUUAAAUUGAUUAGACAUUUCUGUAUUGAAGUUAAAAGGUCUGGUUAUUGGUACAGCCAUUGGCAAACAAUGGUGUCAAGGCACAGCAUUUCUUCAUUCAUUUCCAACUGAAGAUCACCUGUGUUAUUAGUGAAUGCCAGCCAGUGAUUCUUUGGUCUGUAUAAUGUGUCUAGCGUUCUUAUUAUUACAUCAGAAUAUCAGACCUUAUUAAGUA
This is a messenger RNA of Solanum dulcamara, 1195 nucleotides long. RefSeq lists its product as uncharacterized. NCBI's taxonomy places the organism in Eukaryota, Viridiplantae, Streptophyta, Magnoliopsida, Solanales, Solanaceae. The coding region runs from base 109 to 792 and encodes 227 amino acids. The transcript has 4 exons. The record is from RefSeq and is a predicted model, not a curated record.